AUGCGCAGGCCGAGGCGCCUUUCGUCACGGGGCGCGCCGUGGGGCGUGGGGAGGGCGCUGCUGGGGGCGGUGUGGGUGGCGGGAUGGGCGGGGCUGUGCGCGUGGGUGGUGUGGUUCGCGCACAUCGAGGCCGCCAAUCCGCGGGAGGAGGCGAUGCGCGGGUGGUGCCACUUGCGCGUGCGCUACCUCUACCAGCGCCUGCUCUCGUCCGUCUCGCGCGUGCAGGAGAUGUCAGCACUGCUGCGCGUGCUGAACGGAUACGGCCCGCGCAGCUCCACCAACCUGACCUACUGGGGCGUGGAGGGGUGUGCUAAUAACGCCAGCCUGUCUCGCUAUAAAGAUGCCACCAUUGCCAUGGGCCUGGGGGACCUCACCCUGGGGACGCUCGUCAUGCUCGUAGAGGAUACUGACAGCGCUGGUACGUGCUUGGGUUCUUACUCCACGCCUCUCCCCCUCUCCCAUGCCCCUAUAUCUCCUUCUUACACCACGCCUCUCUCCCUCUCCCAUGCCCCUAUAUCUCCUUCUUACACCACGCCUCUCUCCCUCUCCCAUGCCCCUAUGUCUCCUUCUUACACCACGCCUCUCUCCCUCUCCCAUGCCCCUAUGUCUCCUUCUUACACCACGCCUCUCUCCCUCUCCCAUGCCCCUAUGUCUCCUUCUUACACCACGCCUCUCUCCCUCUCCCAUGCCCCUAUGUCUCCUUCUUACACCACGCCUCUCUCCCUCUCCCAUGCCCCUAUAUCUCCUUCUUACACCACGCCUCUCUCCCUCUCCCAUGCCCCUAUAUCUCCUUCUUACACCACGCCUCUCUCCCUCUCCCAUGCCCCUAUGUCUCCUUCUUACACCACACCUCUCUCCCUCUCCCAUGCCCCUAUAUCUCCUUCUUACACCACGCCUCUCUCCCUCUCCCAUGCCCCUAUGUCUCCUUCUUACACCACGCCUCUCUCCCUCUCCCAUGCCCCUAUGUCUCCUUCUUACACCACGCCUCUCUCCCUCUCCCAUGCCCCUAUGUCUCCUUCUUACACCACGCCUCUCUCCCUCUCCCAUGCCCCUAUAUCUCCUUCUUACACCACGCCUCUCUCCCUCUCCCAUGCCCCUAUAUCUCCUUCUUACACCACGCCUCUCUCCCUCUCCCAUGCCCCUAUGUCUCCUUCUUACACCACACCUCUCUCCCUCUCCCAUGCCCCUAUAUCUCCUUCUUACACCACGCCUCUCUCCCUCUCCCAUGCCCCUAUGUCUCCUUCUUACACCACGCCUCUCUCCCUCUCCCAUGCCCCUAUGUCUCCUUCUUACACCACGCCUCUCUCCCUCUCCCAUGCCCCUAUGUCUCCUUCUUACACCACGCCUCUCUCCCUCUCCCAUGCCCCUAUAUCUCCUUCUUACACCACGCCUCUCUCCCUCUCCCAUGCCCCUAUGCCUCCUUCUUACACCACGCCUCUCUCCCUCUCCCAUGCCCCUAUGUCUUCUUCUUACACCACGCCUCUCUCCCUCUCCCAUGCCCCUAUAUCUCCUUCUUACACCACGCCUCUCUCCCUCUCCCAUGCCCCUAUGUCUCCUUCUUACACCACGCCUCUCUCCCUCUCCCAUGCCCCUAUAUCUCCUUCUUACACCACGCCUCUCUCCCUCUCCCAUGCCCCUAUAUCUCCUUCUUACACCACGCCUCUCUCCCUCUCCCAUGCCCCUAUGUCUCCUUCUUACACCACACCUCUCUCCCUCUCCCAUGCCCCUAUGUCUCCUUCUUACACCACGCCUCUCUCCCUCUCCCAUGCCCCUGUAUCUCCUUCUUACACCACGCCUCUCUCCCUCUCCCAUGCCCCUAUGUCUCCUUCUUACACCACGCCUCUCUCCCUCUCCCAUGCCCCUAUGUCUCCUUCUUACACCACGCCUCUCUCCCUCUCCCAUGCCCCUAUGUCUCCUUCUUACACCACGCCUCUCUCCCUCUCCCAUGCCCCUAUGUCUCCUUCUUACACCACGCCUCUCUCCCUCUCCCAUGCCCCUAUAUCUCCUUCUUACACCACGCCUCUCUCCCUCUCCCAUGCCCCUAUGUCUCCUUCUUACACCACGCCUCUCUCCCUCUCCCAUGCCCCUAUAUCUCCUUCUUACACCACGCCUCUCUCCCUCUCCCAUGCCCCUAUGCCUCCUUCUUACACCACGCCUCUCUCCCUCUCCCAUGCCCCUAUGUCUCCUUCUUACACCACGCCUCUCUCCCUCUCCCAUGCCCCUAUAUCUCCUUCUUACACCACGCCUCUCUCCCUCUCCCAUGCCCCUAUUUCUCCUUCUUACACCACGCCUCUCUCCCUCUCCCAUGCCCCUAUGUCUCCUUCUUACACCACGCCUCUCUCCCUCUCCCAUGCCCCUAUGUCUCCUUCUUACACCACGCCUCUCUCCCUCUCCCAUGCCCCUAUGUCUCCUUCUUACACCACGCCUUUCUCCCUCUCCCAUGCCCCUAUGUCUCCUUACACCACGCUUCUCUCCCUCUCCCAUGCCCCUAUAUCUCCUUCUUACACCACGCCUCUCUCCCUCUCCCAUGCCCCUAUAUCUCCUUCUUACACCACGCCUCUCUCCCUCUCCCAUGCCCCUAUGUCUCCUUCUUACACCACGCCUCUCUCCCUCUCCCAUGCCCCUAUGUCUCCUUCUUACACCACGCCUCUCUCCCUCUCCCAUGCCCCUAUAUCUCCUUCUUACACCACGCCUCUCUCCCUCUCCCAUGCCCCUAUGUCUCCUUCUUACACCACGCCUCUCUCCCUCUCCCAUGCCCCUAUGUCUCCUUCUUACACCACGCCUCUCUCCCUCUCCCAUGCCCCUAUGUCUCCUUCUUACACCACGCCUCUCUCCCUCUCCCAUGCCCCUAUAUCUCCUUCUUACACCACGCCUCUCUCCCUCUCCCAUGCCCCUAUAUCUCCUUCUUACACCACGCCUCUCUCCCUCUCCCAUGCCCCUAUUUCUCCUUCUUACACCACGCCUCUCUCCCUCUCCCAUGCCCCUAUGUCUCCUUCUUACACCACGCCUCUCUCCCUCUCCCAUGCCCCUAUGUCUCCUUCUUACACCACGCCUCUCUCCCUCUCCCAUGCCCCUAUAUCUCCUUCUUACACCACGCCUCUCUCCCUCUCCCAUGCCCCUAUGUCUCCUUCUUACACCACGCCUCUCUCCCUCUCCCAUGCCCCUAUAUCUCCUUCUUACACCACGCCUCUCUCCCUCUCCCAUGCCCCUAUGUCUCCUUCUUACACCACGCCUCUCUCCCUCUCCCAUGCCCCUAUGUCUCCUUCUUACACCACGCCUCUCUCCCUCUCCCAUGCCCCUAUGUCUCCUUCUUACACCACGCCUCUCUCCCUCUCCCAUGCCCCUAUAUCUCCUUCUUACACCACGCCUCUCUCCCUCUCCCAUGCCCCUAUGUCUCCUUCUUACACCACGCCUCUCUCCCUCUCCCAUGCCCCUAUGUCUCCUUCUUACACCACGCCUCUCUCCCUCUCCCAUGCCCCUAUAUCUCCUUCUUACACCACGCCUCUCUCCCUCUCCCAUGCCCCUAUUUCUCCUUCUUACACCACGCCUCUCUCCCUCUCCCAUGCCCCUAUGUCUCCUUCUUACACCACGCCUCUCUCCCUCUCCCAUGCCCCUAUGUCUCCUUCUUACACCACGCCUCUCUCCCUCUCCCAUGCCCCUAUGGCACUGGUGGAGGGCGUAACAGGCAUGGACAUCAAGUCACCUCUCGGGCUGCCCUCCCCUCGCAAGCCGCACUACAUCGUCAACCUGCUCGCCGGAUACCCCAACAACAAUCCCAAGGCUUUCACUGAUUUCUCCGCCAUGGUCCCCCAGUCGCUUCUCUCCUCGAUACUCCUUGGAAACGCCGUCUCCUCGCCUCCUGUGUUUUUCAGCAGCGAUCUGCGGGUGGGCACUGGUGAGCUAAGCUGGGCGUGGAAGCUAGCGGACGGAGAGGGUGAGCCGCACCGCGUGGGCGGACCUCUCCUAUCCGUAGCCGUGUCUCCGUUGAUAGUGGUGCCUAUCCUGCGCCAUCCCGUCCCUGAGAACGCAUCACCGGAGCAGCGGAGGGAGAGUGUGAGCGCCACUGCAUGGGCCGACCUGUCCUAUCUAGAGCGCGAGCUACAAGCCGUCCUCGACAUGCUAUCUAACGGCAGCAGCGCGAGCGCCUAUUCCAUCGCCAUGUACGACACCACAGAUCCGCAGCAGCCCAUUCAGGUGCUCGGCCCGGAUCCAGUCAAGCUGGAGAGUGGGUCCCUCUACCCCUACGUGCUGCCGGGGCCUGUGGUGCCGCACCCCAAGCACAUCGAGCCCUUCCCUGAGGACCUGCUGGGUCGCAAGUACGAGGCGCACUGCAGGUUCGAAGGCCCCUACCCCAAGUGGGAGCUGGUUGUUGCUCCCAUUCUGUUGGGUCUGCUGGUGCUGGUGUUGGCCGUGCUGGUUUCCCUCGUGAUCGCCGUGCUGGCAUGGAAGCGGCGGCAGAUGGUGGAGGGGUUGAGAGAGAUGCAGAUGUGUACGGUGGCGCUGGAGAGAGCUGAGAAGUCCAAGAGCGAGACGGUGGCCAACACGUCCCAUGAGCUGCGCACGCCACUCAUUGGCGUGAUAGCUUUUGAGGCGCCUCAAAAGACGCUGGAGCAGGCUGAGAAGUCCAAGAGCGAGACAGUGGCCAACACGUCGCGAGAGCUGCGCACUCCACUCAUUGGCGUGAUAGGCAUGAUAGAAGAGCUGCUAGAGUCUCAACUGGAAGAGUGGCAGUGUGAGGACCUAAGGGUGGCGAGGGCGUGUGCGGGCGAGACGGUGGAGCUCAUCAACCGAGUGCUGGACCUUGCCAAGCUGCAGGCCGGCAGGCUGCAGCUCGAGACUCUCCCCUGCUGGCUGCGUGGCAUUGUUCACGAGGCAAUCGCACGUGUUGAAUCGGGUGCAUCAAUAGACGAUCCGCAAGUGACAUGCCACGUGGAGGAGAGUGUGCCGGAUGUCCUCAUGGGGGAUCCAACUCGUCUGGCGCAAGUCAUUCAGGAGCUCACAGUCCACGCCAUGUCCAACGCUGCUGGUGAUCGCGUGGCCUUCCAAGUCUGCUGCAUUCCCCCCCCGCCUGCCCCACAAGCCUCAUCCAGUUGCUUCAACCUACCCUGCGCAUCUGCCACCACUGCUCCUUCCCGUACCCCACCACACUCCACCGCUUCCCACUCCUCUCACCUCCAACCGAGCUCCUCCGCGUGGCGCCAGCUGGCUGCUUGUGUGCGCCGCUUCCCCCCUCCCACCCGCCUGGCGCGGCUCCAUCAGCAGCUGGUCGCCACCCCAAGCAGCAGAGGGGCAGGGACGGCUUCUGAGACGUCUCAGAAGGCAAGCAGUAGAGCGACAGGGAGGACUUUUGAGACGUCCCACAAGGGAAGCAGCGGAGGGGCAGGGAGGAAUUUUGAGACGUCUCAUAAGGCAAGCAGCAGAGGAGCAGGGAAGGCGGCCGGUUCCUCUGAGUCGCCUCAAGGAUCACCUAUCACCCGCCUCUCACGUUUCCUCCAGCACCUAGGGACUUCAGCUAUGGGAGCUUCAGGCAUAGGGGGGUCAAAUGAAGCAAGUGUGGGGGAGGAGGGCGAGGAGGUACAGGGUGGGAGUGGGCAUGGGCGGUUGGAGGAGGAGGUGAGGGAGUGGGUGGAAGGGGCGUGUGCGGCGAGGGAGGAGGGCGAGUGGAUGGUGGUGAUGGCGUGUGAAGACACAGGUGGUGGUAUACCACCCGAGGAGAUGCGGUGGGUGCUGGACCCAUAUGGGGACUCCCACCACACCGCUUCUCAUACACUAGAGGGUGAUGUUGGUCCCGCUGGCGGGGAUGGUGACGAAGAGGAUGGCCAAGGGAUCAAAGGCACAUUCUUCCCCAUCCCCUUCAUGCGCCGGGGCAGCAGGCCCGCAUCCUCAGCCGCUCUCACGCACGACCAGAGGUCCGCUGCUCGCCCCCGCUGGACGCCCUACCCCGUCCGCUUCCUGCUCUCCACCGCGCUUGUGAGUGCCAUCGUUUUCACAAUGGUGGCUGAGAUGCGGGGAGACAUGGCAGUGCUGUCAGACGCCGCCACAGGCACCACCAUUCUGCUAGCACUGCCCAUGGGGGGAGAGGAGGACGCUGACAGUAGCUGGGAUGGGGAGGGGGAUGAGGAGAGAGACGUGGAAGGGGGGCAGGUUCGUGCCGUGGGAGUAUCAGGCCGGAAAACAAGACGCUCUCACUCUCUACCAAGGAUGCGCGCGAACGUGGAGGGUGCAGCGGGGGAGGCGGGGGGGGCGUGGGGGCCGUGGGAGGCGGAGGAGGCGGAGGUGUUCGUGAGAGCGGUGGUGGCAGGGCGGUCGGUGGCGGUGGUGGAUGACAAUGCGGUGAACCGCAUGGUGGCAAGGAGAACGCUGCAGGGCUACGGGUCGCAUGUGCUGCUGCUGUGCUCGGGGGAGGAUGCACUCCAGGCGCUCUCGAAUGAUACAACCUCCUCCGCGCCCAUCCACCUGCUGCUGCUUGAUCUCCACAUGCCACCGGGCAUUGACGGGUGA
This is a messenger RNA of Closterium sp. NIES-65, 6501 nucleotides long. Lineage: Eukaryota; Viridiplantae; Streptophyta; Zygnematophyceae; Desmidiales; Closteriaceae. The record is from the annotation of a GenBank genome assembly.